Messenger RNA from Passer montanus (Eurasian tree sparrow), 1636 nucleotides. It is a transcript of the gene R3HDM4, whose product is annotated as R3H domain containing 4. The record is from RefSeq and is a predicted model, not a curated record. NCBI's taxonomy places the organism in Eukaryota, Metazoa, Chordata, Aves, Passeriformes, Passeridae. The transcript is spliced from 8 exons. Bases 136 to 909 code for a protein of 257 amino acids. Gene Ontology annotation, molecular function: nucleic acid binding.
CACUUCCAGCGGGCGGUGCCGGGCCCGGUGCCGCCGGUGCGGGCCGGGGGUGCGGGAGGCGGAGCGAGGCACCGCUCCCGGUUCCGCUCGCCGUCCCGCUUCCGAUCCCAGUCCCGAUCCCGGUCCCGGCGCGCCAUGGUGGUGCUGCGGGGCGGCGCGGGCCCCGAGGAGCCGUUCCCGAGGAUCGAGGACUGCCUGCCCCUGCUGGAGGACUCCCCGUCCAAGCGGUUCUCGCCGUCCAAGAGGAAGCAGUACUACAUCAACAAAGCCAUCCGCAACUCCGACCUCAUCCCGCGCGCCAAGGGCCGCAAGAGCCUCCAGAGGCUGGAGAACACUCGGUACCUGAUGACACUUCUGGAGCAGGAUGACUGCGGGAGCGACGAGGGAGAGCUCAGCCACUCGGCCACCCCCAGCAUCUUCACCGAGGCCUGCAACAAUGAGACCUACGUGGAGAUCUGGAACGACUUCAUGAACCGCUCGGGAGAGGAGCAGGAGCGGGUCCUGCUCUACCUGGAGGAGGAGGCCAGGAAGAAGCACAGGAGGAAGCUGCCUGUCAAGAAUGAAGACAAGUGGAAAGAGCUGCCAGCCUACACCCCCCAGGAGUGCUUCCAGCGCAUCAGCCGCCGCCUGCGCGCCACCCUGAAGCGGGGCCGGAUCCCCAUGGGCACGCUGGAGGGGCUGGAGGAGGAGCUGCUGGCCUUCUUCUCUGUCACCCCCCACUCUGUCUACACGGCUCUGAUGGAUAACAGCUUUGAGCGGCUCCUGCUCCACGCCCUCUGCCAGUACAUGGAUCUCGUCUCUGCCAGUUCGGACAUCGAAGGGAAGCGUCAGAUGAAAGUGAGCAACAAACACCGCGUGUUCCUGCCCCCGGAGCUGCUGCUCUCAGACUACCUGGGGCAGAUGAGCUGAUGCCCCCGCGGCUGCCCUGCCCCUCCUGCAGCCUCUGCAGCCCCUCCCGGACCUUCCUCGGCCUUUUCCCCCGCUCCAGGCCGGGGUGUGCGGCCGUGCCCUGGGGUGCGCGCGGGGAGCACGGCAGGCGCCCCUCGCCCUCCCCGCUCCCCUCACAACCCUCCUGGAACUCUGUGUGUGUCUAUUUAUAUAACCCAGGUGUUUUUAAGACUAAUCAGGCGGGGCCAGCCUCCCCGCGGCGCUGACGCUGGCGGGGCCGUGUCGGUCCGGAUUUUUCCGCGGUGAAGCAGCUCCCGAGCCACUGAGGCUGAGGCAGAGCCCCGAGCCCGCCGGGGGCGUGUGGGGAGCUCCGGGUGGUUUUUUCACCCCCCGCGCCCCUGCGCCCUGCCCGCACCACGGGGCUGGUUUUUAAGUGUAAUAUAGCUUGUGUUUUUUAUCACGUGUGUGGGUAUUUACAUGUGUGUGUGUGUGUGUGUGUGUGCUGGAGGGGUGCAGCCCGCUUUGGGGCUCUGCUUUUCCACAGCUGCCCCCCCCCCCCCAAAAAUGGGGCGUUUCGGGGGUCCCUGUGUGUGCCCCCCCCGUGUCGCUGGCGUGUGCCAAGGGUUGCUGUGUCCCGCGAUGCCACCGAGUGCCAUUAACCGUGGGCACCCCCAGACCCUGGGGAGCCCCUCGCGCCCCCUUCGCCGCUGUGGGCACGUUCAGGAACAAUAAAAACGGUGCUCCCCUG